AGAAUUUCUCUGUUGGGCAGCGGCAGUUGUUUUGUCUUGCUCGAGCCUUCCUCCGCAAAUCCCGCAUCCUCAUCAUGGAUGAAGCCACAGCAUCAGUUGAUCUUGAGAUGGACAAGACUCUGCAGCAGGUAGUGGUGGAAGCAUUCAAGGAUCGAACAGUUUUGAUUGUAGCCCACCGAGUUGAGACCAUCAUGAACUGCGACACCAUCUUGGUCAUGAGCAACGGUGAGAUCACAGAGAUGGGAACUCCUGAGCAGCUGCUAGCAACGCCAGAGGGAGAGUUUGCUGCCCUCGUCCAGGCCAGAGCAGGCAUGGCUAGGUCACAUGACAGCUGACCAUGCUGUCAGGUGAUGAGAUCUGGUCACAUGAUUGGAUCACACAAUGGACCGUUGUCUGCAUUUGGCCGUAAGCCCCACCCACCGUUAGUAAGAGUACAUUCCUCACAGUACUUGUGACUGGGUUUGACUGAUAAACACAGUCACCUGACCGAAAGUCAUGAUCUAAUUGGUCCAUGCACACUGCUUGAUUGACUGACAGCAUGGGUCCAUUCGAGCCAUGUAUGGAAUUACCUGUGAAGGACUAUCUUAGUCCUGUCACAUGAUCUUAUUAUCAGUUAUCAGGUCACAUGCAAGGGUGAUCUGAUCAGGUGGUAGGAUCAGGUGACUUGAUCAUGACCAGAUUGUACCAGAUCACACUGUAACUUAGAAACAAAGUCUUCCAAAUCAACUCAUAAUUAUUUUUCUUAAAUCAGGUGACUUGAUCAGAUGACCAGAUUGUAUCAGGUGACACUGAAACAGAGAAACAAAGUCUUCCAAUUCAACUGAUAGUCAUUUUCUUAAAAUCAGGUGACUUGAUCAGAUGACCAGAUAGUAUCAGGUGACACUGUAACAGAGAAACAAAGUCUUCCAAUUCCAGUCAUAAUCAUGUUUCUUAAGAUAACUUCCACAGAGUACACAUUACACUAAUGGAUCAUAAUAGAGACACUUUGCAGUAACAGCUGUACAGUGUGAGUCAAAAAGAAAUGACUGAGUUAGAAAAAAAAAACACUAAAAGAUAUGUGGCUUGCUCCAUUGAAUAUAAAGAACAAAGGAAUAAAGUACAUGGUAGUCACUAAUAACUGUGAUUUGCUUGUACUCUAUUCACAAGUUAUUUCUAUUUUAAUAGAAACACCAUGACAUUCAGUUGUCCACCACUGAUCACUGAUGCAUACCCUUUAAAUACAAUGAACAAAAAGUUGCAUAGGGAAACUAACAAAACUCACCAAUCAGGAAAAAAAACUUGAUUUAUUCCUCAUAUAUACACACACAAGUAAAAAAAAAAAAAAAAAAAAAUCUGAAAUAAAAAUAAUGCAUCAGUCGUGACUCAAAUUAAUAUAAUCUGUAUUUGAAUGCCUGUGUGUAAUCUCUGGUUCUCACUAAGCUGAACAACUUCAAAAUAGCAUUCCAUGGACAGCUGUAUAAAUGGCACCAUUUUUGGAGUGCCAUGCCACAUUUACAUGUCCUGCCUCGGAUGUGUUCCAUGCGUAAAAAAUUGUUUGUUUUUCAGUAUUAAGAUAACUAUUCACACCUACAGCUGUGCCGAACAGUGUGAAAUGUCCACAUCCAAUCCAGACGACCUACUCCAAAAACUGAUGCUCACAAAGUUUAGAUCAGUAUGCAGUGACAUUUGCAAAGUGUCUAAACACGACCACAUGUAUGCUGCCAUCCAGGGUCAUGAUCCUUCCCUCGAUUGCCUUAUUUCACAAGCCAUCCUAGGCCAUGCCUGAAAUACUGGGCCAUGGCUGGGGCAUAUUUUUUUUUCCAGGAGUGUUGGGGCCAAGUCAUGCAUAAUUCAGUUUUCCUUUGAUCAUUGCAAGACACUUAUAGGUUCUCGUUCGCUUUUUUCCGCGUAAAUUAAAAGUAUCUCAACGAUAAAUUUAGAGAAGAAAAAUAGUCGACGCAGUGCUGAACCACAAAGCAAUAUAUAAAGAUUUCUAUCAUAUUUACACAGAGUUAUAAUGCUCGUUUUAUAUAUUUUAAUCUGUUUGGAGAGUAAACAAUAUAUAUUAUUAAAUAUAUAAAGUGUUGGAUUUAAAGUUCUAUGUACAAUGUACGUUGUUAAAUAAUAUAUGUUUAAUUUCAUUUAGAUUUUUAUUAUUUUUAAUCACAUGCGUUUUGCUUUUUCUUCUUCAGUAUUGUGUUUUCUUUAUGCUGCUUUACUUCAUUGAAAUCUAAUUUUUAAUUUUUAACGAAAUAAAAAUGUUUUAUAUUAUGGUGACAAACUAAAUCAAAUUUGCUUUAUGCGUUUGUAUGGAAAAUGUUGAUAUGUGCAUUCAAUGUUAACUGGACAUAUAGAGCAGUUAAAAUUAGGUUUUGCCCUUCAGCGACGUAUUAUCACUGUAUACCUCCGGAGUGAAAGUUGAAAAAAAUCACUCGGUGGGACUCGAGUAUACAGUGUUUAAACGUCGGUGAAGGGCAAAAUUUGAUUUGAUUUACAUCACCCCGACGCAAAAUUCCAUCUUAUGAAUAUAGAGCACUUGAUUUUUGUAAUUGUUUCUUUGCAUUAAUUUUAAUUACACAGUGGGAACAGUGUGGAAAUGAAGGUACAAAUUAAAAGACUGUAAAGGCUGGAUAAAUCCAUCAUAAAUGUGGGGGAAAUAUGUGCAAAUAUUUCCACCGACAUAACAACAUUUCUGUGAUUUGGCAGCAAAAUACAUUCCUGAAAUUAGUCCAUAGUUCU
Messenger RNA from Patiria miniata (bat star), 2718 nucleotides. Its product is annotated as ATP-dependent lipid A-core flippase-like. The record is from RefSeq and is a predicted model, not a curated record. Bases 75 to 335 code for a protein of 86 amino acids. The transcript is spliced from 3 exons. Gene Ontology annotation, molecular function: ATPase-coupled transmembrane transporter activity. NCBI's taxonomy places the organism in Eukaryota, Metazoa, Echinodermata, Asteroidea, Valvatida, Asterinidae.